Messenger RNA from Salvia hispanica, 949 nucleotides. RefSeq lists its product as uncharacterized. The record is from RefSeq and is a predicted model, not a curated record. Lineage: Eukaryota; Viridiplantae; Streptophyta; Magnoliopsida; Lamiales; Lamiaceae.
GUUACCACCCCAACUACCUUCUCCAUUACUACAAACCCUUUCAUAGUAUGCAAAAAGUGUUAAAGAUUUCACCAAAUAAAGCUGAAACAAGAGCCCCCCUCUCCAUCUCUAUCUCUGUUAUUCUUUGGUAUAUGAGCUUCUUUGCUUUCCCUUUCUCUCCUGUAGACCACCAGUGACACACACACACUCUUUUUUUUAUUAAUUACUUUUGGUCUUUUCCUUAAACUGUUUCACAAACAAGAAAGCAACCAAAACUACCCCAUUUUACACUCAUUCCCCUUUAAAUUCCCCCCAUGCCAUGCCCACCAACACUAAAAGCCAAUAUUCCACCACUCCUAAUUCUUGAUUCACAAGUCAAACAAAUUCUCUUUUCAAGAUUCUUGGUCCAUGGAUGAAUUGGAGUUUAAUAAGAGGAGGCAUGUUCCUGCAUUUGGGAGCUGGGAUUGCAAUGGAGAUUUGCCGUUCACGCAGUGCUUUGAGACGGCGAGGGAGGCUGGGGGUGAGCGUGACUUGUACGUCGCCGGUGAUUUGUAUGACAGUGAUGGCUUCACUCCUGCUAUGAUUGUUGUACCUCGCCACAGAGGAAAAAUUUCAAGAAAAAAAGAUGGGAAAAAGAAGAAGGGGAGAGUGGUGUGGAAUUGCGAAUUUGAGUUGAAAGCACCGCCAAGCCCCGCGGAGAGCUCGGCGGUGGCUCCACCGCGUCGGCCGCCGCCAAAAGCCGCGGACGAGGAUUUGUACAAAAUCUCCCCGGACCUCCUCCGUGCCCAAUCAAAAAGGAAGAGAGGAUGGAAAUUAUUGUGGAGCUGCCUACCUCCUUGCGCCUAAUACAAACCAUAUUCAUGUACAACAUGUCUGGUUCAAGAAAUAUCCUAUUCCUAAAGUUGUAACGUCUUGUAAAAAUGUUUGAAUUGUUCACUCAGUUUAUUUCAUGCUUAAGCUUAAAAUUGCA